AUGUUUUUCUUCAGGGAAAACCACGUCCUGUCACGCGCCCGCCACACCUGCGCGGACCUCACACCUGAGCCCCGGCCUCACACCUGUGUCCGGACCUGCGCCCGGAGGCCGGCGGACAUGCACCCCAAAGGGCAGGAGGAACGUCAAAAGGAGGCGGUGGCAGCUCCGAGCUCCGUGAGUCCAGGGCCAGGUCUGCACAGUCUGGCGGGGGGGUGGGAGGACGGGGCGGGCAGGGGACCCUCCUCCCCGCCGCGGACCCCAGCCUCAGCCCCGCGCUCCCUGCGCUCAGGCUCAGCCCCUGAACCCACCCCAUCCCUGUUGGGUUCACAUUCUCAGGUUGCGCCUGUGCUGUGA
Messenger RNA from Pipistrellus nathusii (Nathusius's pipistrelle), 354 nucleotides. The record is from the annotation of a GenBank genome assembly. Lineage: Eukaryota; Metazoa; Chordata; Mammalia; Chiroptera; Vespertilionidae.